AUGAGGGUCGAUGAUGGCUCUCUUACUGAUCUAUGUCCUUGGUUGGACGAUUCCCUCACUAGAAAGGAAUUUAGAUGUGCCCUGGUGACGGUGCGUAAAAGGUCAGCGCCCGGUCUCGACCAGGUUAGCUUCGAGAUGCUUAGCCAGCUCCCCAUGGAAUAUGAUAAUCUCUUGUUGGAGGUAUUCAAUCUUAUCUUUGCUGAAGUCUCUUUUCCGGAGUCGUGGAAGAGUUCCCUCGUGGUUCUUAUCCCUAAAUCGGGUGGACAAUCCGGUUUUAGACCUUUCAGGUCAUAUGAUGACAACCUGGCUACUCUGGUCACCUCGAUUAGGACCGGUUUCUUAGACGGACAGCUUACAGUUGCCGUCUUUCUAGACAUAGAAGGAGCAUUUGACACACAUAUUUUCAUUGACGAUCUCAGGGAGCUGGGAGUCCCGGCACGAUUCAGAAAGUUUGUAGAGAAUUUAAUUAGUGUGAGAUCUCUUAGCUUCGUGGUCGAGGGGGAGCUCCAGGGACCAUUCUUCGCUCUGAGGGGCACGCCUCAGGGGUCCACACUGAGCCUUUGA
Messenger RNA from Trachymyrmex cornetzi, 564 nucleotides. RefSeq lists its product as uncharacterized. The record is from RefSeq and is a predicted model, not a curated record. The transcript is spliced from 2 exons. Bases 1 to 564 code for a protein of 187 amino acids. NCBI's taxonomy places the organism in Eukaryota, Metazoa, Arthropoda, Insecta, Hymenoptera, Formicidae.